AUGACAGAACACAAACCAGAAAAGAAAGUGUGUGUAUUUUGCGGUUCUUCCUUUGGCGUGGAUCCCAACUUCUCUAAGAGUGCUUCGGAGUUAGGAGUUCUGCUCUCUAACAACAAUUACGGAUUGGUUUAUGGAGGAGGCACCACCGGAUUGAUGGGAUGCGUGGCAAAAGCUGUUGCUUCGAACGGUUCGUAUGUUCAUGGAAUUAUUCCGGAAGCAUUGGUUUCGAAGGAAAGAAAGAAUCUUGACGAAAUCAAGAAGAUGAACGAAGAAUUAAAGGAAUCCGUUGAAAAUCAUCGUGGUGCUACCCCAUUAGAUGAUAGCUACGGCAAAACAACUAUCGUUCCAGAUAUGCACACGAGAAAAAGGAUGAUGGCUCAAGAAGCUGACGGAUUUGUGGCCAUGCCCGGUGGAUUCGGUACUCUUGAAGAAGUUAUGGAGAUUACUACUUGGUCCCAACUUGGAAUCCAUGCUAAGCCAAUUGUUCUAUUCAAUAUUGAUCAUUUUUACGAUGAAUUUAUCGGUUUCUUGGGUAACUGUGUUGCUAAAGGAUUCAUUUCUCCUGAGAAUGGAACCAUCAUCUCUGUUGCUACCACUCCGGAGGAGGUUAUUUCAAAGCUUCAGAGCUACAAAGUUCCCGAGGGAAGGUUCAAUUUAAGCUGGAAGAAUCAGUAA
Molecule: messenger RNA, 675 nt
Organism: Brettanomyces nanus
Lineage: Eukaryota; Fungi; Ascomycota; Pichiomycetes; Pichiales; Pichiaceae
Exons: 1
Coding region: 1-675 (224 amino acids)
Biological process (GO): cytokinin biosynthetic process
Cellular component (GO): cytosol
Molecular function (GO): hydrolase activity, hydrolyzing N-glycosyl compounds
Source: RefSeq, a predicted model, not a curated record